AUGAGCUGUGACCGGGGCUUUUUUGGUGUCAGACCCCGUUAUUCCCGUGGUCUGUCAUACCCCUGGGUGGUUAGAGAGGGUACGGGGGCCGUGGGAGAAGGAGGAGGAGGAGGAGGAGAAGAAGAAGACGCCGGCAAAGCUCAAGAAGAGAAAGAGGAGGAAGAAGAAGAGGAUAAGAGGAAGAUGAGGAAGAAGAAGAAGAGAAAGGAGGAGGAUGAGGAGGAGGAGGAGGAGGAAGAAGUGGAGGAGGAGGAGGAAGAAGAGGAGGACGAAGAGGAGAAUGAGGAAGAGGAAGAAGAGGAGGAUGAGGAGGAGGAGGAGGAAGAAGAGAAAGAAGAGGAGAAUAAGAAAAGAGAGGAGUAG
This is a messenger RNA of Macrobrachium nipponense, 363 nucleotides long. RefSeq names its product histone H3.v1-like. Lineage: Eukaryota; Metazoa; Arthropoda; Malacostraca; Decapoda; Palaemonidae. The transcript has 2 exons. The record is from RefSeq and is a predicted model, not a curated record. The coding region runs from base 1 to 363 and encodes 120 amino acids.